AAACGAUGAUUGUAAAAAUCUUCCAUUUGCAGGAAAACAAAUGGUUCUGAUAGGAGAAUUCUUGCAGCUGCAACCUGUGCCGAAUUUAUUUGACGAAGGCCGCUUCAUGUUUUAUUCUCCCCUGUUCGACUUUGCGAUUUCACAUCGGUUCGGGUUAACAACAGUCAUUCGGCAGCAAAACCCAGAAUUUUUGGCGGCUCUGGCGGAGAUAAGAGAGGGGACAUGUUCCAUCGCCACCGAACAGUAUCUAACCUCGUUGCAAAGGCAAUUACCCUGGGAACUUCAGCGUACUGCCACCCAAAUUUACUUCAGAAAAGUUCCAGUUCAGCUUGCAAACAGGCGGCAGCUCGAUGCGAUCCCUGGAGAGUUGUUUAACUUUCAUGCCGAUUAUGAAAAUGACAAAUCGACGAGUAUGAGCUGGCCCGGAGCAUCUACUUUGCAACUUAAACCUGGCUGCAAGGUGAUGCUAGUUUGGAACAAGUCAGAUGAUUUAAGGAACGGUACCCUUGGCACAUUCACCGGUGUUAGCGGUAAUGGCAAGCUGUUGGUGAAGUUUGAAGAGGUGGGAAUAGUUGAAAUAGGGCGGGAAACGUGGAUCAAGCGGGACAGAAAUGGUCAAAGAGUUGGAAGUGUAUCACAGUUUCCGAUUGUCCUUGCUUAUGCUGUCACGUGCCACAAGUCACAGGGAUUAACUCUGUCAUCUGCAGUUGUCUACUGCUCUAGAGAAUACGUUCCGGGCCUAAUUUAUGUGGCAAUUUCCAGGGUAAAAUCUCCUGAACACAUACACAUUGUAAAUUUUAAUCGUCGUCAGCUUUUGAAGCCAGUGAAAAAGGCACUUGAAAUCUGCNUUAUGACCUUUGUCUCUGAUUUCGUGGUUUUGAAAACGUGUCAUUCUAACUUAAAGAUCAACUUACUUAGCGGGUACUCCAUCGGCUAUCAAUCACGCGACUUAUUAAAUAAUCAAAUGUCAAUAAACGAAGUUAAUAUUAAUCAACGAAACAGUUGGAAGUGUAUCACAGUUUCCGAUUGUCCUUGCUUAUGCUGUCACGUGCCACAAGUUACAGGGAUUAACUCUGUCAUCAGCAGUUGUCUACUGCUCUAG
This is a messenger RNA of Orbicella faveolata, 1102 nucleotides long. Its product is annotated as ATP-dependent DNA helicase PIF1-like. The record is from RefSeq and is a predicted model, not a curated record. Lineage: Eukaryota; Metazoa; Cnidaria; Anthozoa; Scleractinia; Merulinidae.